Arachis stenosperma is the source of this 4710-nucleotide messenger RNA. RefSeq names its product DNA repair protein RAD50. The record is from RefSeq and is a predicted model, not a curated record. Gene Ontology annotation, cellular component: Mre11 complex; condensed nuclear chromosome; nucleus. The coding region runs from base 170 to 4120 and encodes 1316 amino acids. Gene Ontology annotation, molecular function: ATP hydrolysis activity; double-stranded telomeric DNA binding; single-stranded telomeric DNA binding. Gene Ontology annotation, biological process: chromosome organization involved in meiotic cell cycle; double-strand break repair; telomere maintenance via recombination. NCBI's taxonomy places the organism in Eukaryota, Viridiplantae, Streptophyta, Magnoliopsida, Fabales, Fabaceae. The transcript is spliced from 27 exons.
GACCCACCAUUUUCUGAACCUUAGUCAUUGCUUUGCUUUUGUUUUGAGUGCCGGGAGCAGCACACACAAAUUCAUUUCUUCUCAGUCAUCAUCACUACUUGGGGGAACUCCUCUCCCGCCAUUUCCCCCCUCUCAAAACACACAGCACCCACAAAGAAAGGAAGAAAACAUGAGUACCGUUGAUAAGAUGCUCAUCAAAGGCAUUCGGAGCUUCGACCCCGAGAACAAGAACGUCAUCACCUUCUUCAGACCCUUAACCCUAAUCGUUGGCCCCAACGGUGCUGGAAAAACCACAAUCAUCGAGUGCUUGAAGCUUUCUUGCACCGGCGAGUUGCCUCCUAAUGCAAGGUCUGGUCACAGCUUCAUUCAUGACCCCAAGGUUGCUGGUGAAACUGAAACGAAGGGCCAGAUUAAGCUCCGAUUUAAGACAGCAGCGGGCAAAGACGUGGUUUGCAUAAGGUCCUUUCAGCUCACACAAAAGGCGUCGAAGAUGGAAUACAAGGCAAUUGAGAGUGUACUUCAAACUAUUAAUCCUCAUAAUGGGGAGAAAGUUUGCCUUAGCUAUAGAUGUGCAGACAUGGAUAAGGAAAUUCCUGCGCUCAUGGGUGUUUCUAAGGCCAUUUUAGAAAAUGUUAUAUUUGUUCAUCAAGAUGAAGCAAAUUGGCCACUGCAGGAUCCUUCCACAUUGAAGAAAAAGUUUGACGACAUCUUUUCUGCAACUCGAUAUACAAAGGCACUGGAGGUUAUAAAGAAACUUCACAAGGAACAAGCGCAAGAGAUAAAGACUUUCAAGCUUAAGCUUGAGAAUCUUCAAACAUUGAAAGAUGCAGCUUAUAAGCUUCGUGAAAGCAUUGCCCAAGAUCAGGAGAAAACAGAAUCUCUAAAAUGUCAGUUACAGGAGUUGGAAGGAAGCAUUAAAGAUGUGGAUGAUAAAAUACAUCAUGCAGAGAAAACACUGAAAGAUUUGCGAAAGCUGCAGGACCAAAUCUCAACUAAAACUGCUCAACGAAGCACUCUGUUUAGGGAACAACAGAAACAAUAUGCAGCUCUUACCGAGGAUAAUGAAGACACUGAUGAAGAGUUGAUGGAAUGGAAGACAAAGUUUGAAGAAAGGAUUGGAAUUUUACAAACAAAAAUAAGCAAAUUGGAGAGAGACUUGAAUGACAUUGACACUAAAAGUUCUUUCCUUAAGCAGACUAUCAAUGAUUCCAUCUGGGAGAUCAGCAAGCUUCAAACUGAAGCUGAAGCUCACAUGUCUUUGAAGAAUGAACGUGAUUCGUGUAUUAAAAAUCUUUUUGCGAAGCAUAAUUUAGGGCCUCUUCCAGAGUCACCCUUCACUGAUGAGGUUGCUACCAACCUGACCAAUCGUGUAAAAUCAAGGGCUUUAGAUCUUGAGAAGGACCUCCAAGAUAAAAAGAAAGCAGAUGACAAUAAACUCAAGAUGGCAUGGGACUGUUACAUGAAUGCCAAUGACCGAUGGAAAAAUACCGAGGCUCAAAAAAAAGCUAAAUCAGAGAUCAAGAAUGGCAUUGUUAGACGCAUUGAGGAAAAAGAAAAUGAGCGUGAUUCACUUGAACUUCAAAUUUCCAAUGUAAACAUUUCUCACAUUGAUGAAAGAGAAAGAAAUUUGCGAAUAGAUGUCGAGAGGAAGACAAACCAACUAGCUGAAAGAGAAUUUGAAGUAAAUAUACGUCAAAAGCAAAGUGAGGUAUAUAGUAUUGAACAAAAGAUUAAGGCUGUCAAUCGGGAGAAGGAUAUCAUGGUUGCUGAUUCAGAGGACAGAGUGAAGCUAUCUUUUAAGAAAGCAGAGUUGGAGAAUCACAAGAAAAAACAUAGAAAGAUAGUAGAUGACCAAAAGGAUAAAAUAAAAAUGGUGCUAAAAGGGAGGGUCCCUGCUGAUAAGGAUCUGAUGAAGGAAGUUUCUCAAGCAUUAAGGACUCUUGGUAGUGAAUAUGAUAAUCAAAAUGCAAGUUGCAAUGAGGUCAAAAUGGAAGUUACCAAGUUGGAGACAAAAGAAACGGAAAUUAAAAAUAAUCUGCUCAAACACAAGAAGGAUUUGGAAUCAAAAAAGAGACGUAUUGAAACCGAGCUUCAGUCUUUGGAUCCUCAGUGGUCUUGUAUUGAUUCUUAUCUCGAAAUGUUAGAGUCUUUUAAGGAGAAGAGAGAUUUCGCAAUAAGCAAGUAUAAAGGUAAUGAAGGUAUCCAAAACUCACUUGAUCUUUUUGCAAAGGAAGCCAGAACUAAGCAUGCUUGCCCUUGCUGUGACCGCGCCUUCUCUGCAGAAGAAGAAGACGAGUUUGUGAAGAAGCAAAGAUCAAGGGUUGCUAAUUCAGCUAAAGUUAUUAAAGCUCUUGCUGAGGAGUCUGCAAUUGCAGACUCUAACUAUCAGCAGUUGGACAACCUUCGUGUAGUUUAUGAAGAAUAUGUCAAACUUAACGAGGAGACAAUCCCUGAUGCUGAAAGUAAACUUCAGCAAAUUAAUGAGGAGCUGGAUUGCAAAUCUCAGGAACUGGAUGAUAUGUUAGGUGUUUUAGCACAAAUACAGAGUGACAGAGAUGUGGCCAAAGCAUUGAUGCAACAUAUUGAAACCGCUGACCGGCAUUUUCAAGAAACUAUUGCUUUGCAGAAGCAAGUAGAGGAUUUAGAAUAUAAGCUUGAUUUUCGGGGACAAGGAGUGAGGACUAUGGAAGAAAUUCAAUUGGAGCUUAAAUCAUUGCAGGGAACAAAGGACAAUUUACAUGCUGAAUUGGAGAAGCUGAGGGAAGAACAGAGAUAUGCAGAGAAUGAUCUAUCAAGUAUUCAAAUAAGGUGGCACACUCUUAGGGAGGAGAAAGUCAAAGCAGCCAACACAUUGCAAGAUGCUAAAAGGGUAGAAGAAGAAUUAGCACGUCUGACUGAAGAAAAGACCAACGUUGAUCUUGAUGAAAAGCAUUUAGCAGAAGCUCUUCGACCCUUAUCCAAGGAGAGAGAUAAAUUACUUGCUGACCAUGAUGAACUGAAAGUUAGACUUAAUCGUGAUUAUGAGUACCUAGUUGAACAAAAGAGAAUUUAUCAGCAAGAAGCUGAAUCACUUUUUAAAAUGACUUCUAAAAUUAGAGAGUACUCAGAUUUAAAGAAAGGGGACAGGUUAAAGGAACUGCAGGAAAAGAAAUCUCUAUCAGAGUCUGAACUUAAAAGUUGUGAUGCUAGGAAGCAAGAAAUUUUAGCUGAUGUUAACAAAAGCAAAGAUUUGUUGCGAGAUCAAGAUAAUAUAAAAAGAAAUAUCGAGGACCACUUAAAUUACCGGAAAACAAAGGCUGAAGUAGAUGAGCUAGGACGUGAAAUUGAAAGACUCGAAGAAAGUAUAUUGAAGGUUGGUGGUGUGUCCGCAAUUGAAAGUGAACUACAGAAAUUAUCAAAGGAGAGAGAGACGCUUCUUUCAGAGUUAAACAGGUACCAUGGAACAAUGUCUGUUUACCAAAGCAAUAUUUCCAAAAAUAAGAUUGAUCUUAAGCAGUCUCAAUACAAGGACAUAGAUAAGCGAUACUUUGAUCAGCUUAUACAGCUUAAGACAACUGAAAUGGCGAACAAGGACCUGGACAGAUACUACAAUGCACUUGAUAAAGCAUUGAUGCGCUUCCACUCAAUGAAAAUGGAAGAAAUCAACAAAAUUAUAAGGGAAUUGUGGCAACAAACCUAUAGAGGACAGGAUAUAGAUUACAUUAGUAUUCAUUCAGAUUCUGAAGGUGCUGGGACCCGUUCCUACAGUUACAAGGUUCUCAUGCAGACUGGUGAUGCCGAGCUAGAAAUGAGAGGAAGAUGUAGUGCGGGCCAGAAGGUCCUUGCAUCUCUUAUCAUUCGCUUGGCGUUAGCUGAAACUUUUUGCCUCAAUUGUGGAAUAUUGGCACUGGACGAGCCAACCACAAAUUUGGAUGGCCCCAAUGCUGAAAGUCUGGCUGCUGCUCUCCUAAGGAUCAUGGAAGACAGGAAAGGCCAGGAAAAUUUUCAGCUAAUCGUAAUUACUCAUGAUGAGCGUUUUGCUCAACUGAUUGGUCAGCGCCAGCAUGCAGAGAAAUAUUAUCGAGUCUCAAAAGAUGAUCUUCAGCACAGUAUAAUUGAAUGCCAGGAGAUAUUUGACUGAAGAGAAGACUAUAUUUAGUUAGUUACUCCUUCGUGAAUUCUUGUCUGACCACAUCGGAGAAAAUGAGGAUCUGAAGAACCGGAGCCCCAAGACUUCAUACAUUUAUGCUGUAACUUGAUCAAGUUAUAAGAUGCUCUAGAUGGGUGGAAAUUUGUAUACUAAUUUUGUUAAUCUUUGACUACUUUCUAUAACAUUUGAAUUUUGUUCAUAAGCUUUUCACGAUUGCUGGAAACUGGAAUUUUGAAAUCAGGCCUGUAUAUAAAAAAAUGAUUGAUCAUCAAGGUUCUAUGCAAGCUAGGAAGGACCAGAUCGGCGCAGUGCACUUAGAGUUUGAACCCAAAACCUUUGUAAUAAUGAAGAGAGAAAGCUAAAAAAUGUGUAAUGUGAAUUAUGGGUUCGUUUAGCACUAAUCUGUGCUUAUACAUAUGGAGAAGGAUAGUUUGCUGUGUAAGCUAGCCCAAAGGGUAGAAUAGUCCUUUCUUGCUUAAGUUAGUUAUAACAGCUGUAAUAAACUUGCAGCUAUCCUUGCUGGUUUUGCUCUAGUAACCAACUCAACUCUUAUAACUAACACUUCUCUAGACUUCAACCUA